AUGGCUACGCUUCCUUCCAAGCCAAUCGCCGAUGAUGUUAGCUUAUUGGUUGUGUUGAUCGAUACCAAUCCGUUCUUCUGGAGCACAUCCUCGUCCUCUCUCAAUUUCCACCAGUUCGUCUCUCAUGUGCUGGUUUUUCUCGAUUUAAUUGUGCGACUGAGCCAACUGAAUCAAAUCGUGGUCAUUGCUACUGGGCAUAAUACCUGUGAUUACAUUUAUGACUCGUCGUUGGAUACGGAUCAGGUCACCGGGGAAGGCGAAUUGCCUGCUUUGUACUCUUUUGUAUUGCAGAGAUUGGAGGAGUUCGUGAACAAGGAUGAGAAGUUGGGGGCCAAACAGGAUGGUUUGUCAGAGAAGAGGGUUUCUUCGUUGCUGUCUGGUUCGCUGUCGAUGGCCCUCUGUUAUAUACAAAGGGUUUUCCGGUCUGGGCCACUCCAUCCACAGCCUCGAAUAUUGUGUUUGCAGGGAUCUCCAGAUGGAUCUGAGCAAUAUGUGUCGAUAAUGAAUGCAAUCUUCUCUGCACAGCGCUCAAUGGUGCCGAUAGAUUGUUGUUAUGUUGGUUCCCAUAAUUCUGCCUUCUUGCAGCAGGCUUCAUACAUAACAGGAGGUGUAUAUGUUAAGCCCCAACAUUUGGAAGGGCUGUAUCAAUACUUAGCGACUGUGUUUGCUGUCGACUUGCACUCGAGAAGCUUCUUACAACUGCCAAGGCCAGCUGGUGUAGAUUUCCGUGCUUCAUGUUUUUGCCAUAAAACAACAAUCGAUAUGGGCUAUGUAUGUUCUGUUUGCUUGUCAAUAUUCUGUAAGCAUCAUGACAAAUGUUCGACUUGUGGGUCGGUCUUUGGUAAGGCUCAGUUAGAUGCUGCAUCGGAUCGCAAGAGAAAGGCCUCCGAAUCAUAG
Molecule: messenger RNA, 897 nt
Organism: Linum trigynum
Lineage: Eukaryota; Viridiplantae; Streptophyta; Magnoliopsida; Malpighiales; Linaceae
Source: the annotation of a GenBank genome assembly